AUAAUAAUAUACCAAUGUAUUUAUCUUACUAAUAAAUACAUUUUUAAUAAAUACAUUACUAAUAAGUUAGCCAUACAAAUUGAAAAAAAACUUCAGUGUUGGGCUCAGGCAGGGUCAGGGAACACAUACACCAUGUGCAGCAUGGAGGACAAAGUAAAUUAAUUAUUUCAGAUAUGGAUGUCAAUGUGUUGAGUAUUUUCCACCCCAGACUUACUCUACAUAUAACUCAAAAACUGUCUACAUCCAGAUUAUGUGUUCUCUAACAAUGUAAUCUACACCUAGCGUCCACAGUCAGGUAUGUAUUAUUAGUCAGGAAUGUAUUAUCAUGUUCAAACAUUGCCCACGCAGUGCUUAUGCAGUUCCUUUCAUUCACAUAAUGGACCUUAACAUCAGCUGAAGGACUGAGACUCACACUAUGGGGGGAGCACUUUUUUGGUUUUAUUCAACUAACAGACAGACGUAGGCAGGAAGAGGAUGGUAUAAAACCCUGAGGUGAGUCAAUGAGGUCUCUAUUGCAGAAGCUCCUGAGGUGAAGAAGAACAGAGCUAGGAUGAUUCUGAUUAUUAAAUACGCUGGGGCAACCAUCCUUUUGCUGUCAGUUCUAAUUCAAACUGGACAACUUUAUCUAAACAAUGACAUCACUAACUUUGGCUGUGAGGAGUGCAAACUCAAGGAGAACAACAUCUUCUCAAAGCCCGGCGCCCCUGUGUAUCAGUGCAUGGGGUGCUGCUUUUCCAGGGCUUACCCGACACCUCUCAGGUCCAAGAAGACUAUGCUGGUCCCCAAGAAUAUCACAUCAGAGGCCACGUGCUGUGUUGCCAAAGAAUUCAAACGGGUCAUUGUCAACGAUGUAAAACUAGUGAACCACACAGACUGCCACUGCAGCACUUGCUACUAUCAUAAAUCCUAGAUAUCAAGCCUUCAAAGGCAUACUUACAUGCUGACAAGGCAGUCGAUGCUUGCUUGGAUAGUAUUGUGAAGAAGUCACUUGACUGUAAGUUAUAUUGCAAAAGGGCAUUGUUGCUUGUGUGCAGGCUAAAUGUUCUGUGCUUAAAAUUUCAUUUGUUAUCUAUGUUAAAUUGUUAUUCUCAUCGUUUUAGAGAACUAGAGGAAAAUCUAUGAUGACUAUAUGUGAUCACGUUUAGUUGGGAAAUUCUGGUCUUAAUUCCAAUCAUGGAUUUUCAAAAUAAAGCCUCUGCUGCAACCAGC
Molecule: messenger RNA, 1209 nt
Organism: Colossoma macropomum (tambaqui)
Lineage: Eukaryota; Metazoa; Chordata; Actinopteri; Characiformes; Serrasalmidae
Gene: cga
Product: glycoprotein hormones, alpha polypeptide
Exons: 4
Coding region: 551-910 (119 amino acids)
Biological process (GO): positive regulation of steroid biosynthetic process; thyroid hormone generation
Cellular component (GO): follicle-stimulating hormone complex; extracellular region
Molecular function (GO): follicle-stimulating hormone activity
Source: RefSeq, a predicted model, not a curated record